Notodromas monacha is the source of this 1212-nucleotide messenger RNA. Lineage: Eukaryota; Metazoa; Arthropoda; Ostracoda; Podocopida; Cyprididae. The record is from the annotation of a GenBank genome assembly.
UUUUAUUCGUAGAACAAAUUAUUGAAAGUUUCUUGUUCCAGAAUGUUUUCGCGCCGGUGUUGCUCCUUGUUGGAGCGCGUGGGUGCCUCGGCCUUUUAGUGUGAUGAAAAGCCGAACACGACAUUACUGCGUUGAAUUCUUCAAGCCUUUUCUAAUCGCUUAAUUGAGAAAAUGGAUCCCUGGGUUUUAACUGCGCCCGAAAGGGUGAAGCACAUGGAGCAUUUUAAAAGCCUCAAUCCAGUGAAUGGUCUAGUCAGCGGUGGCCAAGCGAAAGGAUUUCUUAUGCAAUCUCAGCUUCCACCAGCAGUGUUGGCGCAAAUUUGGGGCUUAGCUGACGCUGACAAGGAUGGUAGCUUGAGUUUCAAUGAGUUCAGCGUUGCCUGUAAAUUGAUCACGAUGAGACUGAAGGGCCAGGAAUUGCCGAAAGUUCUGCCACCAGCGCUUCUCGCUGCAGUUGCCUCUCCAACUGCUGCAGCUCCUGCUGCAGCUCCUGCUGCACUUCAUAAAGCACCUAGUCUCACAUCACCAGUCACAGCCAAGGCUGGUUUCGCUACUCAACCGACCCCGUUGAUCAUGCAACAACCGGCAUUAUACCCGGUUCUGCCUCAAGUUCCUCUCACGACUUCCAUUCCAACAUCAGCUUCUGUUCCUAUUUCUGCUGGACCCUCCGUAAUGUCCCCUCCUAUUGUGCCCGCUGGCGUUCCCAAUUCUCUUCCGCAAACACUAAGUCGAAAGACAAGUGUAUCCAGUCAAGAUUCUUCUCCUGUAGUUGAUUGGCCUGUUCCUCAGCCCACCAAACUCAAGUACACCCAAAUUUUCAACCAGGCUGACAAAAGUAAGACUGGGUUCAUGACAGGAAUGCAAGCCCGACAACUAUUGGUUCAAACUGGUUUGAAUCAAACAACUUUGGCUAAAAUCUGGUCUUUGGCUGAUAUUGACGGUGAUGGACGCUUAUCUUGCGAGGAGUUCAUUCUUGCUAUGCAUUUGACGGACAUGGUUAAACGCGGAGAACAGCUUCCCGUCAAACUAACACCAGAGUUAGUACCUCCGUCUUUCCGACGGCUGCAGCAGCAACUUCGAAGACUCUCUGGUGCUGCUGCUGGGCUUACUGGAAUUGAUAUUGCUGCGGGAACUCCGCCGCUGAUCGCUGAUGGUAGCGGUACUCCUGGAUCAUUGGCUGGCGAUGAAACCGGCAUGAAAAUACCAGGUUUG